This is a messenger RNA of Monoraphidium neglectum, 3306 nucleotides long. RefSeq names its product Kinesin-like protein KIP1. The record is from RefSeq and is a predicted model, not a curated record. The coding region runs from base 1 to 3306 and encodes 1101 amino acids. Gene Ontology annotation, molecular function: ATP binding; plus-end-directed microtubule motor activity; microtubule binding. Gene Ontology annotation, biological process: microtubule-based movement. The transcript is spliced from 19 exons. Lineage: Eukaryota; Viridiplantae; Chlorophyta; Chlorophyceae; Sphaeropleales; Selenastraceae.
AUGGCGGACGCGCGCUCGCAGAGCGGCGACGACGGUGUGCACGUCAACGUGAUUCUGCGCUGCCGGCCUGCCAACGCGCAGGAGACAGCCGAGCGUUCCGCAAAUGUCAUCCAAUGCAAUGAGGCGCUGCGGGAAGUUUUCGGCCCUGACUCGCUCCAGGAGAAGGUGUACAAUCAGGCGAUUGUGCCCAUCGUGCAGGAGGUUCUGGAUGGCUUCAACUGCACGAUCUUUGCCUACGGCCAGACGGGCACGGGCAAGACAUUCACGAUGGAGGGCGGGCCCCGCAACAGCGUGGACGGCAAGCGCUUGUCGGCAGAGGCGGGCGUCAUCCCACGCGCAAUCAAGCAGAUUUUCGACGCCAUCGAGUCCGACGAUGUCACUGACAGCAGCGUCAAGGUGUCUUUCCUGGAGCUGUACAAUGAGGAGCUUACAGACCUGCUGAGCGUGGCUGACGAGAAGGACAAGCGGCUGCGCCUGCUGGAGGACCGCAGCGGGGUGGUGGUGCAGGGGCUGGAGGAGAUGGUCGUCAAGACCUCGGCAGAGAUAUACCAGGUCCUGGACCGCGGCACCAGCAAGCGCCGCACCGCGGAGACCCUGCUCAACAAGCGCUCCAGCCGCAGCCACAGCGUGUUCACCGUGACGAUCCACAUGAAGGAGACCACCCCCGAGGGCGAGGACGUCAUCAAGAUCGGCAAGCUCAACCUCGUGGACCUUGCGGGCAGCGAGAACAUCAGCAGGAGCGGCGCCAAGGACAGCCGCGCCCGCGAGGCAGGCAACAUCAACCAGUCGCUGCUGACGCUGGGCCGCGUCAUCACGGCGCUGGUGGAGCACUCGGGCCACAUCCCAUACAGGCAGGCCAGGGGCGGCGGCGCCCAUGGGACUCAUCAGCCAACGCCAUGGAGCAGCACGACGGCUGUCCAUUGCAAUCGUUUUGUGGACUCCAAGCUGACGCGCCUGCUGCGCGACUCCCUGGGCGGCCGCACCAAGACCUGCAUCAUCGCCACCAUCGGCCCCAGCCUGUCGUUCCUGGAGGAGACCAUCUCGACCCUCGACUACGCGCACAGGGCCAAGAACAUCCGCAACAGGCCCGAGGUCAACCAGCGCAUCAGCAAGACGACGAUGAUCAAGGAGCUCACGACUGAGAUUGAACGCCUCAAGCUGGACCUGGUGGCAACGCGCGAGAAGAACGGCAUCUUCAUCAGCUCGGAGAGGUACGAACAGUACGAGCUGGAGCGCGCGCAGCUGCGGGAGAUGAUGGGCCGUAACAAAGCCGAGAUCGAGGCCAUGGCGACGCAGCACGCAGAGGAGCUCGAGUCCCUGUCGACGCGCGCGGCGGCCACCGAGGCGCUGCUGACGCGCAAGCUGGGCGCGGCCGAGGAGCAGCUGCGCAGCACGGUGCAGCAGCUUGAGGCCGCGCAGGCCGCGGUCCAGGAGCGCGACUUCAUAAUCAUGUCCCACCGCCGCAGCGAGCAGGCCAUCGCGGGGCACGCACAGGAGGUGACCCAAGACCUGGGUGAGGCGGCCUCAGAGCUGUCUGAGGUGUUCACCCGCCUCCGCGCCGCGCUGGACGUCACCGGCUCAGACAGGGAUGCGCUCCGCGUGAUGGCGCGCGACGCCGCCGUGCGCGCCGACGCGCUGCGCGCCGCGGUCGGCGCGGCGGUCGAUGCGGAGCGGGGCCGGGUGCGGGCGGUGGCUGCGCACGCGGCCGAGUUCAGGGCGCGGAAGCAGGCGGACCUUGAGGCGAUGCGGCAGCAGCUGCGCGGGCUCGACUCAAAAAUCGACGGCACGCGCGCCGCCCUCGACGCGGCGCUCGCUGCCGCCGCCGACGGCGCCGCAGGCGCGCUCGCUGCGCUCGCCUCGCCGCAGCGGGAGGCGCUCGAGCGUGCCGCGGGCGCCGCGGCGCUGGCGGGGCAGGGCGCGGGCGCGGCGCUGGAGGCGCUCGCGGCGUCGCUCGAGGAGCAGGCGUCAGCGGUCGCGGCGUUUGCCGAGGAGCAGGCUGCGGAUGCGCAGCGGGCGGCGUCCCUCGCGCGCGGGGCACUGGCGCGCGCGGCCGACGGCCUGCACGCCGCGCGCAGCGGGCUCGGCGGCGUGCGGGAGCUGUCUGGCGCGACGCUCUCUGCAGCAUCGGGCUCGCUGGCGUCGUUCGUGGAGGACUUUGACCGCACGGCCCGCGAGCGCGAGGCCGGGCUGGUCGCGCAGAUCGGGCAGCUUCUCAGCGGCUUCGCGGCGGAGCGGCGUCAGGCAGUGGCGGGCGCGGUGGAGGGCGUACGGCGGCAGCUGGCGGAAGGGGGCGCGGAGCUGGGGGCGGCGGCAGAGGGUGCGGCCGCCGCGGCUGGCGUGUGCGCCGGAUCGAUCAAGGGUGACGUGGCGGCAUACGACGCUGAGCUGUCAGCUCAACUGGGCGCCCUCCGCGCCGCCGCCUCCGACAUCGGCGCCGCAAUCGGCGCCGCCGCCCGCAGCGGCGCUGCCUCGACGGGCGCCGAGCUGUCGCGGCAGACGGGCGAGAUCAGCGCCCUGCUGCUGCGGCAGCGCGCUGAGCUGGACACGGCGGAGCGCGCCGCGGCGGCGGCGGUCGCCGGCGGCCGCGGCGCGGCUGCGCGCGAGCUUGAGGCCGGAGCGGCGGGCCUCCGCGGCGCGGCCGCGGAGCUGCUUGGUGUGGCCGAGGCCGCGGGGACUGCGGACGAGCAGGUGGCAGGGGCUCUGGAGGCGGCGGCGGGCGAGGCAGAGGUGGCGAUCGCAGGCUUCGGCGAGGAGCACGCCGAGGGCCUGUCCGCAGCCGCCGCCGCGCUGCAGGCGGCAGCGCGCAAGGCCCUCGGCCGCGCGCCGCCGCAGCUGCCGGAGCGCCGCGAGUUUGCGGUGCCCGGGGAGGGGCGCGUGGCGGAGCUGGCGUGCCCGCCGCAGGCCAUUCUUCUGGAGUACUUCAGGGGCGAGCGCGACGCCAUACUCAAGGCAAGCCGGGGGCGCCGCGGUCUGCGCCGUGGCGGCGACCCUCAGGAGAUCCUGCGGCUGCUCAGCCCCGGCGACGACGGCCAGGGCCCCGCCAGCACUAGCAGCGCCGCCGGCGACGAUGAGAACUCGGCACCCUCCCCCUCAGCGCGCAGCACUCGCAGCACGCGGAGCACACGCAGCGCGGGCGGCGCGGCGGCGGCGGCGGCUGGCUGCGAGGUCGGGGCGGCGGCGAACGCUGCGGCGGCGGCGGCGUCCAAGGGGCUGGGGCGGCGCAGCCGGAUCCCGGUCUAUAACAGCGCCGGGGCGGGCGACGGCAGCGCCAGGGCCGGGCUUGCGGACAUGACUAACCAAGAUUAG